Knipowitschia caucasica is the source of this 930-nucleotide messenger RNA. Lineage: Eukaryota; Metazoa; Chordata; Actinopteri; Gobiiformes; Gobiidae. The record is from the annotation of a GenBank genome assembly.
AUGGAAGGAGUGAAAAUGCAAGAAGAUGGGCACUAUACUACGUUUCGCUAUUCUUUUACCUUCACAAAAGCACUUAUCUCUCUCACAAACCCCAGUCUUCCCCACCUCAGCGCUUUCCUCACCUCGGAGACUAAAUGCACUGCGACCCGGAGGCUUGUGGGCAUGAAGUGGCUGGGCGAAUCCAAGAACAUGGUCUUGAAUGGCAGACGACAUGGGACCAAGUUGAGCGAUCCUCCUGCCAGCCGCUCCCAGUCCCAGAAGGGCUCCCUCCGUCACAGCAAGGCCCUGCAGCGGAGUCGCAGAUGUAGCCGCAGGUGUAGUGCAGCCAACCUCGAGUCGGAGCGGCGGUACAUUCCGUCCUCAGGGAUGACCGCCAAAGAACUGUGUGAGAACGAUGACCUCACCACCAGCCUCAUCCUCGACCCCUACCUGGGCUUCCAGACACACAAGAUGAACACAAGGUUCCGGCCGGUGAAAGGGCGGCAAGAGGAGCUGAAGGAAAUCAUCGAGCGCUUCAAGAAACAUGACAACAUGGAGAAGGCCUUCAGAGCACUUACAACCGGAGACUGGGCCAGAUCCUUGUUAGUCCACAAAACCAAGGCUCACGAGAAGCUCUUCAAACAACAUGUAUUUGUGUACUUGCGGAUGUUUGCUCAAGACAGUGGUUUUGAAAUCCUCCCCUGCAACAGAUACUCAUCGGAGCAAAACGGUGCAAAGAUUGUAGCCACAAAAGAAUGGAAGAGGAACGAUAAGAUGGAGUACCUGGUGGGCUGCAUCGCAGAACUAUCGGAGAGCGAGGAGAACCAGCUGCUGCGACAUGGAGAGAACGACUUCAGCGUCAUGUACUCCACUCGCAAGAACUGUGCCCAGCUGUGGCUCGGGCCGGCCGCCUUUAUUAACCACGGUAUGAGUCUGUGUGCGUACCUAUGA